AUGACUGCCCGAUAUCCGAUCCGGAGUGGCGGGUUCCGGCCUGGAGGUGGCCGCAAACUCGUCGCUAGGCCGCAGUUCAAGCAGGACGCUUCGAGCGUGCGCUGGUACUACCACAACCCUAUGGAUAUCGGCGCCGACCUCUCGGCCGGCUUCGAUAGAUUUGAUAAACAUGAUGAGUCGCAGCCGGACCAUCUUACCAGCUUGCUCAAGACUAUUAUUGAUUGGGAGAAGAGGGAGGAGAGAAGAUUAGAUGCGCACCUGGUGACUUGGCGAGGUAUGAUGACCAAGAUCCUCAGCUGCCCAUUUGAGAAUCGGGAUGGAAUAGCCUGGUACAAGUUUGAGACUCUCUGCACACUCUCACGGCCAUGGGGAGAAAUCUCACGCACAGAAAUCGAGUCUAGGCCCAACGACGUGGUCAGCAACAAGGCGCAGUACUGUUCCGUCGCCAUCACCAAUCUCGGCCCCACCAAAAUGUGCCUCGCCGGCGAGAUCGACGCCCUCUGGGGCUCCAAACCCUCCGAUCCGCAAGCCCCCAUCGACUGGGUAGAACUAAAAACCACGGCCGAGAUCCAGUCCGAGCGGGACCGCGACUUCUUCAACAACAAGGUCAUGCGCUUCUGGAUCCAGUCCUUUCUCAUUGGCGUGUCCCGCGUCAUCGUCGGCUUCCGCAGCCACGACGGCCACCUUGUCCGCGUCCAGGAAAUGUACACCGCCGACCUCCUCCGUCGCGCCCCGGAACUGGGACGCCGACGGCUGAAAAGCGUCAUCCGCGGCGGCGGCCUCUGGCGUAUCCGCAGACAGCCCGGCGGUAGAGACGUGGAGGUAUUCCGCCUCGCCGAGCACGGCCACGGGCAAGUGCUCUCGGAUGAGUUCCUGGAGUGGAGGAACAGCGAAGCCAUGAAGGCCAUUGAUCAGCAAGCGCAGCAACGCGCCCUACAGGCGGAAAAGGAGCGGCAAGAGCAGCAGGAAGAGGCGCGGGCGGCGGGGCAACAGCAGCCUUCCUAA
Parascedosporium putredinis is the source of this 1005-nucleotide messenger RNA. Lineage: Eukaryota; Fungi; Ascomycota; Sordariomycetes; Microascales; Microascaceae. The record is from the annotation of a GenBank genome assembly.